Molecule: messenger RNA, 521 nt
Organism: Lycium ferocissimum
Lineage: Eukaryota; Viridiplantae; Streptophyta; Magnoliopsida; Solanales; Solanaceae
Product: ferredoxin--NADP reductase, leaf-type isozyme, chloroplastic-like
Exons: 3
Coding region: 55-381 (108 amino acids)
Source: RefSeq, a predicted model, not a curated record
UUGAAGCUCAAAUGCGAGGUCAAGAUUACUAGAGUUGUUGAUAAAGAAACGCUCAUGACAAAAAAUUCAAAUGCCACCAUUAAAAUGCUUGCCAUUGGAACUGGAAUUACUCCAUUCAGUUUAUUCCUAUGUAAAAUGUUCUUCAAGAAACACAACGAUUACAAGAUAUGUUGGACUACUCUUUUCCGCAUGGAAGUGGCAAGUUCUUUGGAGAUAUUAGCAAAGCUAAAUGAGUUGGUUCGCUUUUCACCUGAUGAAAACAUUGGUCUUUUUUAUGCUAAUUUUUCAUCUUCUCUUGCUGCACAGUUUUUAACUCAAAACAAAUGGUUAAUAAUGAAGUUGAAGCAACAAUAUAUACCAUCGGAAAAUGUUAGUAUGUGAUAAGACUGAUUCGAGAAUAUUAUAUCUGUGAUAUCUCACAUAUGGUUCAUAUACAUCUAUUUCUUAUCUCUCCUCUCUAUUUUUUCUUUUGAACAAUCGGCGCAUUUUAGAAUGUGAUAAGACUGAUCUGAGAAUAUUAU